Molecule: messenger RNA, 1426 nt
Organism: Drosophila obscura
Lineage: Eukaryota; Metazoa; Arthropoda; Insecta; Diptera; Drosophilidae
Product: dnaJ homolog subfamily B member 1
Exons: 3
Coding region: 131-1291 (386 amino acids)
Biological process (GO): cellular response to misfolded protein
Cellular component (GO): endoplasmic reticulum membrane
Molecular function (GO): Hsp70 protein binding
Source: RefSeq, a predicted model, not a curated record
UGACAUCAACACAGCUGUAAAUUUGAAAACAUUCCCCACAUUCCAAAUCAUUUUUUGCCGUCUCGAAACACGCACACAACUAUCACAAAAUCAAAAGUUUGCCAAACAAAACAAAACGAAACGAACCAAAAUGACUUUUGCCUUUGCACGCUGCUGGGCAGGACGGAGGUUCAAUAGAGAAGCCCCCUGGACAGACCAGGAGGAUGAGGACCCCACCACGACAGAGCAGGAAGAGGAGGACGAAGACUCCACCAUUAGCACUGGUCAAUCGCAACUCGAUCGUGUGGUCGGCGACCUAAGCUGGGGCAACUAUGACCAUGCCUUGAAACGGAUCAGCGAGGCCCUGUCAGUGAGUACAGAUCGCAGACAGAUCGGGGCCCUCUUGGAGAUUAAAAACAUAGUGAUUCGACUGCGCAUUAAUACCGCCACCGAUAAGAUUUUCGGCCCCACCUACCAGUCGGAUGCCCUGCCGCACCCCUUCACCGCCGAGAUGCUGUACGUUGUACAGAAGGUGCUGCGAUGCAGCAACCACUACGAGGUGCUGCGCCUCUCGCAGAACGACACCUUCUCAGAGGUGAAGCGCUCCUACAAGAAGCUGGCCCUGCGCCUCCAUCCCGACAAGAAUCGGGCCCCUGGCGCCGAGAUGGCCUUCCGUCGCAUUAGCGAGGCCGCCGACUGCCUUACGGACCAGAACAGGCGCAUGGAGUACGAUCGGAACAUGGCCAUGGGCGACUCUGAGUACUCUGAUGGGGAGAAUGCGGAGCAGGAGCAGGAGGCGGAUGACGCUACGCCGCGACGCCCUUAUAGGGCGGCCAACCAGCGCGUGCCCGAACGUCAGGCGCUCUUCCAGACCCAGCAUUUAGUCAUCGGAAUGGUGUGUUCGCUGCUAUUCAUGGUCCUCAUCGUGCAUUUCCUAGCAACCGUGCCCGAAUACAGUUUCAGACGCACCAGCACCUACAGCGUGGCUCGCCACACCCAAUCCAGAAAUAUAGCAUACUACUUGAGCCCCAAGAGCGCCGCCAAGUAUACGGAGGAUCAGCGCGAGAAGUUGGAGCAGCAGAUCGAGAGCGCGUACAUCGAAGACCUGAAGGUGAACUGCCAGCAGGAGACCAGACUGCGCGACGCCCUGUUCCUGCGGAUGAGGCAGGGCGAUAUGGAAAAUAUACGCCAGCAUGCAGAGAAUAUGCCGACGCCAGCCUGCGAUGCGCUUCUCAAGAUCGGACAGUCCAGCUAUAGGCCUUUGCUCGAAUCCCGCAAUCCAAAGACUCAGAAGGAGCAAUCAGAUGUCUAGCAUUUUCCCAAAAGACGGGCGUGUCCAUUAAAGAAUCGAGUGAUAAUUUACAGGAAAUUUUCCUUUGAUUGAAGUUCUGUUCUAAGUGACACUUUGUCAAUAAAAUAACUUUAUAAACGAAUAAUUAACAAACAA